Botrytis sinoallii is the source of this 4346-nucleotide messenger RNA. RefSeq lists its product as uncharacterized. The coding region runs from base 1777 to 2760 and encodes 327 amino acids. The transcript is spliced from 8 exons. The record is from RefSeq and is a predicted model, not a curated record. Gene Ontology annotation, molecular function: methyltransferase activity. NCBI's taxonomy places the organism in Eukaryota, Fungi, Ascomycota, Leotiomycetes, Helotiales, Sclerotiniaceae.
UCUUUUCAUCUUCUUUCCCCACGAUUGAUAUCACAAGUACUCUUUGGCUAGACAUCCAAACGUCUAGCACUCCUUACUACCGAGCACGCAUUUGCCGAAUAACGACUACUAUUACCAGCAUCACCCAUCAUCAAUAUUUAUUACGCUUUUUAUAUUCAUUUCUCCCCUUUCUUGCACCAGCAUCUUUCCAACAAUCUCUGGGGAGGAAGUUGAGAAUCAAUUGCUUCUUCUACCUCUUGUUCCCUUCUUCCUUGAUUGGCAAUCUAGGCGUGGGACAAUACACAUCGUUGGCGGUGUCACACAACGAUCGCACGGAAAUAAUUGAAGUACAGGACAGGACAGGCAGGACAGUAGUAACCUUGCAAUCACUGCACACUGUACUCUGCACACUAUACAGACCAUAGUUCAGCAAACUAUCGUACAAAAGGUUUCUACUCGAGGACUUUGGGAAUACCACCUCAAAAAUCCAUUUUGGAAUACCACCUAGCAGAAGUGGGGGAUGGGAAGCAAAGUACCGCGACCAAAAAUACAAAACAAGCUCUCCAUCUCUACCCAGGUAUACAUCCAUCCAUACAUCCAUAUAUCCAUCCAUCCAUCCAUAAAUCCAUACACACGCACAUCCGACCAAUCCAAGACCAUAUAUUCGACUCGACCCAAUAUUUCUUUCAAAACAGAACUUUCUGAAACUUCUCCCAGCUGUUCCGGAGCUUAGGACCAUUCAAAAUAUGGAUUGUUAGGAUCUCAUUGGAUUUCGAAAAUUUGGGAACUGUUGAUCAUUGUCUUCCCCAAGACUUACUAUUUAUGAAUCUUUCACUCAUCUCAUCUCGUCCACGGGUGGUCUCAUCUCCAGCGCUCUGUCCUUUUUGAGCUCUGGUGGGUCUACCAAGUAUUCAAUUAUAGAACAGCGAGCGAGCUACAUUUCCUAGCUACCUUAUUACCUAGUAGAACUUUUGAACUAUUCAUAAUCACAUCACAGCCAAAUCCACAACCAAAUAUACAACUGACAACCAAAUCUACAAUUGACGACCAAAUCUACAAUUGACAACCAAACAUCCAGCUCACAACCUGUCAAUCAUCGUCAAUCAUCGUCACCAUCGUCACCAGUCUCUGCUAUUUGCUCCCGUGGACGACCAUUCUCCACCAUUUACCACCACAACCCACCACCACAGCCAACCACUGGAUCAGCCAUUGACACUUAAUUCAACCCUUGAACCCUAUCAAAUUUACGAAUUCGAACCCCAGAGCCGAGAUAUAUCACUGGCAUUAUCAUUAUCCACGGGCGUUACCCGUUACCUGUACGCCCUAACUUUAAAAAAAGUUACUACAGACAGUUACGGCGAAGCACGACAGGGGCCCCAAAAAAAAAGUCAAAAUAGCUUGCUUUACCGCCGUCAGUUUUGACACUACUACCACCAGUACCACAGUUCCACGCGGCUCCUCUUUAGAACACCUAGAUCAACAUCAUUCGAGAACCAUUUUUGUAUUUCCAUGAGAGGCAGCCAUAUAGCAGAUUACUCAGGUCGGAUACCAGAGUCAGCCAGCAGACAGGGAGCUCAGGAAGCAGAAUACAGGCGAUAUACUCCAGUAAUAUAGUGGCUGCAUGGCAAUAUAAACCAUUCGAAACCCCCUCGACAUUUCCAAUCGACCGGCACAUACUGAAGAAGAAUCCGACAUCAACAAUUUAGUAUCGCAUAUAAAAGCUUCAUCUAUGCUACAGAGUUAGCAGCAUAAGCAAAGGCUGUUCGCGACAAUAGAUCUUGAACCGGAAUUUACUUAAUGGUUGUUGCAAUGGCCAUGGCUAACAAUGGAUCACUUUCUCCUGCCACUCCUGCGGCUUUCCAAGAGCCCCCACCCGAUUACAUUGAAAAUGGACGCCUGUAUCAUGGACUACAUAAAGGAAAAUACAUGUUUCCUUGCGACGAGGAUGAGAAAGAUCGGAUGGAUAUAUUUCACAAAUUUUUCGAAGUCGCAAUGGGAGGUGUAUUGCACUCUAGGAAUACCACGUUUACGAAUAAUUACGAUGGGCCACGAAUUCUGGACUUAGGGACAGGCACCGGAAUAUGGGCGAUUGAUAUGGCCGACAAAUAUGGUUCAGAUAUGGGUACAGGUGAAGUUCUCGGGCUUGACCUAGCUAGAAUACAACCUCCAACUAUUCCCGAAAAUUUACAGUUUUUACAAAGAGAUAUAGAAUCGCCUUGGUGGGGGCUCGAAGUUGAGUCGUGGGAUAUGGUUCAUAUACGGAUGCUUUCCGGGAGCAUCAAUAGCUGGCCUGCAUUAUACCAAAAGGUCCGCAGGUAUCUCAAGCCUCAGGUGGGCCGUUUCGAGCAGGUUGAAAUAGAUUUUACUCCUCGCUCAGAUUUCGGGGACAUUCCAGCCGACUCGGCGCUGGCUACAUGGGCGCGGAACCUUUUCGAAGCUACUCGGCGCAAUUUUCGACCUCUAGCUUAUAAUACCGAGAUUCGAGCAAUGCUUCAGAAAGAAGAGUUCCUCGAUAUUCAAGAACAAGUGAUACGAAUUCCCCUUAAUCCAUGGCCCGAUGAUCCACAAGAAAAGGAUGUUGCAAGAUGGUACAAUCUGGCCCUCACCCAGGGACUGGAAGCAAUGACGCUUGGGCCCAUGCACAGAAUAUACGGGUGGUCGAAAGAUGAUGUCACAAGGCUGAUUACAGAAGUGAGGAGAGAUAUUUGCAAUAGGAAAAUCCGCGCUUAUAAUAAUUUGCAUGUAUGGACUGCACGCGCACCGGUUAAACCCCCUUCAUAGACGUCUUUGAGGUUUCAAGAAGUUGGAAAUUACAAACGAAGACCGAUUGGUCAAUUUGGUUUGGAUCGGCGAACUUUAAGUUUUUUUUCGGAUAUUGCGAUCAAUUUCAACCAGGGUUUUGGUCCAGCUUUUCAUACCGAACCUUGCCUUUCGGCCUGGCGCGCUUUUGAGGCUAGGACGGAUGAUGAAUGAAUUUUAUGGGAUGGUACUUUAUGCGCAUUAUUGUUGGAUGCGCGCGCAUAUUAUAUGCACCUUAAGCGCCUGUAAGAAUACGGAUCGUCAUUGAGAGUUGUUGGGGAUUCGAUGUACCCACGGCUGAUUGACCGAAAAUGCUCGGUACAUCCGCAAAGGAUCAUAUGAGAGGACGGCGAAGUGUGGGUGGCAAUCUAUACCUCAAUUCUUAUAGGAUAUUCAAGGGAAGGGGCGGACCGAAGCGUAUACGAAGUGUGGCGGGCAUAAUCAUGGAUUGGCCCGAGUACAAACACAGCAGACUGUUGCUCCCAAGAUUUCGGGUCAAGCUUGCCUAAAGCGUAAUGGAAAUGGGUUACACGAAGCCUUGGUAAAAUUGAGAGGCGCAGCACGACAUGAACCCGACAAUUCUUGGACUGCAUGCUACAGAAUUUGGUAAUUUAAAAUACCAAAUUACCUGUGGUUUCUGACGUGUCGGUUGUAUGGUGGAAAAUGAGGAAAUGAAUGUGCUGGCCGUUGCACAACUCAUGAAGGUUACAUUUUUUAAUUUCAACGGAUGAGAAAGAACAAUUGAUUGGUCAAUUUUGUCCCAUCAUUAUAGAUCCGAGAUAUGGUAGCGAGAGCCAACAAUGAGAGCGCAGCCGACGCACGGAACAUCAAUAAAUGUGCACAAACACAUACACAUCAUACACAUACACACGCUUGCUUACUUCCUCUUCUCACGCUUCUUCCUCAGCAUUUUUUUAUAUAAAAAAAGUUACAAUUUCCGUAUUCAGUAUUGAAAAGUUUAGAGGGAUUGGAUGAACUUCUCAGUUGGUGGACACUGGGUAAACGGUUAGAAGUAGACGAUUAGCACGUACUCUACUUUUGGAUUCGUCUGCAGCUUUUUAACGAUUAUACCCCAAUGCAUUCUAUGUUUUUACUUUCUCCUUCCAUUUGGAGGGGUUGAUUCAUUUGUUGGUUUUUUUUUCACAUGGGUUUUGUUCAAUCUUUCUACAAGUAUCAGCAUAAGCAUUGCAUAUCGAUUUUCAUUUAUUUUUGAUGAUAUCCCUCUUGCAGUUUUUUUCCCCCAAUUUUUGUUGAAGAUGAUUUGGAAUUCCAACAGCAUAUGCCCACCGCACGUGCAUGCAUAGAAUCUGGCAUGGAUGGGAUCGGGAUUUGAUUUGAAAAGAUGAAUGGACGAAUGGAUAGAUGGAUGGCAGUAAUGGACGAAUGGAUGAACGAAAAGACGGAUCUAUACAUCCGAUUAAUCUUUUUUUAUCUCUCUCCUUUUGGUUACUACGCUGGAGGAAAUUAUUGCAUACCCAUCUAUCUAUCGAUCUAUCGAUCUAUCUACAUCUGCUUACCUACUUCCCCAUACUUAUGUACUUAUGUACUUACUUGACUUUGUAAAUAUA